AUGCAAUUGAUGGAACUCAUUGAAGCACCUACCCAAGGAGAGUCUACUAAGUCAAAUGGGGCUUUCUCCAGUACGGCAAUCGUGCCUAAACCUAAUGCGACCAGUGAACUCGCAUUCUGUCGACCGCGGCAGGAGGUCCUAGACAACUUUGAACGCUUUCUUGCGCUGGAUACUGUGCCUUCAAAUGCGUCUAAUGGAACAGAUGCACAUCACAACGCCCAUGCCAAUGGGAUCAGAGGAUACCGGAAAGUCUUCGCCACAGAGUAUGACCCGGAAGAGGAUAUUAUGUUGAACAGUGAGCUGAGUUUGGAUCUGGGACCCAUUGAAAACCAUAAUGGAGCUCCGUCAACGGAAGCCUUUGUUUGGCCCGGCCAAGUUCACUCCGUACGUACAGAACCACAUGGUUACGAGAACCACAAUAUCACCUCGACUGAAGUAAUGGAUUGUACAGUGGAUGAAGAUGGCUCAAAACCAGACUUUAUAAAACGCAAUGUGGAGGUGAGCAUUCAGUGGAGCUAG
This is a messenger RNA of Dicrocoelium dendriticum, 519 nucleotides long. The record is from the annotation of a GenBank genome assembly. NCBI's taxonomy places the organism in Eukaryota, Metazoa, Platyhelminthes, Trematoda, Plagiorchiida, Dicrocoeliidae.